CUUUCCCUUUAAAACAUGGGGUCUGGUCCCUUCUCAUCUUUCACUUUCUCUGUUGGCCAAGUUGAAAAUUCCUGCCCUGAUGUUUUUUUCACAGGAAUUGAAAACUGAAUAAAGAGGAAGUGAAGUCGAUGGAUGGGAUGCAAAACCCACUAAGCAAAAGUAUCUCUCAUGGCAAUCUUGGAUUAAUUUUGCUCUACCUUUGGUGCUCCAUAGCCUGACUAUUAGGAGCAAAGUAAUGCUGAGGAACAGAUCCAGAGCAGUGACCAGCAAGCAACCUCUGAUGGCGGAUUCUCAACCAUCUCCAACUCAAAGGAACUACUCAAACAUCCCAUCUUUUUUCGAUUCUCCAAGGUUCAGAGCCUUCACAAUAAAGGGCAGUUCUGAAAACGAUCCAAAUUUUAUCAGCCCAACUUCAAUUCUUGACGCUACCAAGCCAUUUGCUUUCGGAAAAAGCCCGUUUUCGGGUGAUCAAAUCCAACCCAGAACCCCAAAAACUCAAUCCGGAAACAAACCCUUAUGGGAAAAAUCUGAGGCCAAGGGCAUUGGCCUUGCUAUGCUUCAAACACUAAAAGAUGAAAACUUUGAAGACAAAAAUUCAAAACCCAGUAGCCGUAAGGUCCUGUUUGGCACUAAGCUCAGAGUUCAAAUCCCCAAGACUGAGAGUUCCCAGUUUUCAGAAACUGGGUCUUUUAACUCAGGCACCCAAACAGAGAACCUGAAUUCGGGUUCGAAUUCGGCUUCAGGGUGUGGUUGUGUGAGUGAGAGAAGUGAAAUGGAGCUUUCUGAGGAUUACACUUGUGUGAUUUCUCGUGGGGCGAAUCCGAGAACGACUCACAUAUUUGAAAACUGCAUUGUGGAAAGUUACUAUACUUUGUCAGAUCAGUCGAGCUCCUGUUCUGAGAAUUUUCUUAGCUUUUGUUACACAUGCAAGAAGAAUCUUGAGCAGAAGAUUGACAUCUACAUUUACAGAGGUGAGAAGGCUUUUUGCAGUCGAGAAUGCCGCAACCAAGAAAUGCUCUUGGAUGAAGUUGGGAGCACAUAACUUGGAUGAUUCUUUUAGGAGUUGUUCUUGAAUGAUUGAUUAAAGAGACCAAAAAUGUAAGGUUUUGCUAUUUAAGUUUUGUAUUUGCCUUUUUUUACCCUCUCCACUGCAGAUGGAAAUAAGAGAGGAUGAGAUAUUGUGAGUUUGUAGAGUUUUGAUUUUUAUUUAAUUAAUAAAUUAUUUGAUUUGUCUUUGCUA
Pyrus x bretschneideri (Chinese white pear) is the source of this 1240-nucleotide messenger RNA. RefSeq names its product FCS-Like Zinc finger 8. The coding region runs from base 236 to 1042 and encodes 268 amino acids. The transcript is spliced from 4 exons. The record is from RefSeq and is a predicted model, not a curated record. Lineage: Eukaryota; Viridiplantae; Streptophyta; Magnoliopsida; Rosales; Rosaceae.